AAAAAAAAAAAAAUUAUUUUAACGUUUUUUCCUUUGUUCUAUAAUUUUGUAUCUUUACGAACAAUUUUUUUUUUACGCUCGGUUAACCAUUCUUUUUCACGAAAAAAAGUUGUUGAAUAUAUAAUAUAUUCAACGACAAAUUUUGUUAAAUUCAUCAAACUGCCUUCAAUAAUAACAACGACUUGUUCUUCCGUGGCUAUUCCUGCCACCAAAACAAAAUCAACCACCACAAUUUGUCAUAAAAGAAGUUGUUCAAUGCAAAUUCAAUCAACAAACAUGAUUCCCGAUGAUAAUUUAAGUGGUAUUAUACCGGGUCUUCAAUAUGCUCCAAAAAUUUGUGUUGAUUAUCUCUCUCAUGAAUGGACUCAAGAAGAUGAUAUUUGGACUUCUUGGAAAGUAAUGUCAAAACAAAAAAAGGAACUUUCAAAUGGAAUGCGACUUGAAAAUGCUUCUUGGAGAACCUGGGCAAAACAAAAAUAUAACCUUAAAACCGUUAACCCUAAAAAAUUAAAUUGGUUAAAAGACAGCGAUGUGACUUGGCUAUAUGGGCCUUUACAUACGGCUUGGACAAGUAAUAGUGAAACUUCACCUAAAUUACAAACUACUGAGGAUAAAUUAAAUCUCUUGGCAUCAACAACAUCUACAAAAUCAUGUUUAAAGAAAAAAUCAAUAUCAGAAAUACUGCGCCCCAAAGGAAGAUAUGGUCCUUUAGUAUCAAGUAAUUCCGAUACUCAAUUAUAUAGAAGGGACAAAGAAAAGGAUCGGGAUAAUGAUUCAGAUGCAAGUGAUUGUGAAACCGCCUCAACUUGUUCUUCAAUAUCCGGGCCAACAACCCCAACGACAGGUCCAACAAAAUUACCCGUUGAAAGAAUUAACCGAAAAAUUCAAUUCAACGAUCGUGUUGAACAAUGUAUUGCCGUCGAAAGUGAUGACGAUGUUGAUGAAUUAAAUGAUUCAGAUAGUAGUAGUGAUGAUGGAAUAUUGAUGAAAAAUUCUCCUCCAAAAAAGAAAAAUAGAGAUUUAUCAACAAUAUGUAAAUUGGCUCCAACAAAAUUAAAAGAGGAUCGUAUUCAUAACAAUGAAUAUUCUUCAUUAUAUUCAAGUUCAAGACGUCGAGCAAAUUCUUCAAAUUCAUCAUCAUCUUCGAGUACUGUACCAUCAACAUCAACAUCAUCAACAUCAACAACAACAACAACAACAACAUCAACAUCAACAUCAACAACAUCAUCAUCUUCACAAGAUCAGUCUUGGAUGUAUGAUGACGACGAUGAUUUAGAUAUAGAUCUAAUCGAUUUCGAUAUUCCUACAUAUCAUCAUGCUGAAGCCAUAAUACCACCGCCAAAUAAUUUCAAUGAAGAUGACGAAGAAGACAAAGAUGAUAUUGUAGAUAAGGCUGUUAAUAUUGCCAAUGGUGUCCGAGAAAUCAUGCAUUGGUGUUCUGAUAUGGUUCUCAAAGGACGAAUUUUUUAAUGAAGAAUUGAUAGGAUACAAAGGGUGAUCAAAAAAAAAACCGGAAUGAAAUUUUAAGCCCUUUCAAUCUCUUCAUUUUAAAUUGUUUAUAUUUUUCAUCCCGUGACCUUUUUUUAAGAUAACCUUUUUUAAGAUUUCAUGAUUUUAAAUAUACAUUUAAUUAAUUAUAUUAAAAAAAUUUUACGAUUUUAAAACCAUGGACAAUGAAAAAAUUUACAGUAGGAUUAUAUUAUCACAAAAAAAAGAAAUAAUUAUAAUUAUAAAAUCAUGCUUUAAAAAAAAAAAUUAUUGUUUUAUUAAUUUCAAAAAAAAAAAAAAAGAUUUAGAAUUUGUUAUAAAAAUAUACACAUUAUGUUUUUUUUUACCACAUGAGAAAAAAAAUACAAAUCAAUUACAAGAUUAAAAAAAAAUGUAAAUAAUAUCUAGGUCUAGACUU
This is a messenger RNA of Rhizophagus irregularis DAOM 181602=DAOM 197198, 1906 nucleotides long. RefSeq lists its product as uncharacterized. Gene Ontology annotation, biological process: cellular response to glucose starvation; protein catabolic process in the vacuole. The record is from RefSeq and is a predicted model, not a curated record. Lineage: Eukaryota; Fungi; Glomeromycota; Glomeromycetes; Glomerales; Glomeraceae.